Molecule: messenger RNA, 330 nt
Organism: Paramuricea clavata
Lineage: Eukaryota; Metazoa; Cnidaria; Anthozoa; Malacalcyonacea; Plexauridae
Source: the annotation of a GenBank genome assembly
GUAAUCCUUGCUCUCAACCAAACCUUGAUAUUGCACGAAAAAAUACGUCGCGGCGAAGAAAAUCUGCCAUUUUCCACCAAGCAACUGAUCUAUCAUUACAACUGUGGUAAUCUAAAAGACGUUCUCUUUUCACAAGUAACAUCAGGCAUUGCCAACCUUGAGAACAUUUCUGAAACAAACAGCUUACAAAAGGAACAGACGAGAGAGUUCGAAGAAUACAUGAAGGAAGAGUUGUUCUUUAAGAGAAACAGAAAAAUGGCAAAAAAGAUUGUAAAAAUUGUCAAUGAAGAACCAAAGAGACGCAUGAUAUUCGCUCUUGGUGCAGGUUAG